GACGAUGUAUUCUCAUUUCUCUCUCUCUCGUGAAAAAAAGCAAAGAGAGUAGUAUUUGGAUUUCUCCACAAAGGAUCAGAGCGACUCGAAUCAAAGAUGGGCAAAGAUGGUUUGAGCGACGACCAAGUCUCAUCAAUGAAGGAAGCGUUCAUGCUAUUCGACACAGACGGCGACGGCAAAAUCGCGCCGUCGGAGCUCGGAAUCCUGAUGCGAUCACUCGGCGGCAAUCCCACGGAAUCACAGCUCAAAUCGAUCAUCGCGACUGAGAGCCUCUCGUCUCCGUUCGAUUUCAAUCGAUUCCUCGAUCUAAUGGCGAAACAUCUGAAAACAGAGCCGUUCGAUCGCCAGCUUCGUGAUGCCUUCAAGGUGCUGGACAAAGAAAGUACUGGAUUCGUGGCUGUAGCGGAUCUGAGGCAUAUACUUACGAGUAUCGGUGAGAAAUUGCAGCCGAGUGAGUUUGAUGAGUGGAUCAAAGAGGUCGAUGUUGGAUCUGAUGGUAAGAUCCGGUAUGAGGAUUUUAUUGCUAGGAUGGUUGCUAAGUGAGAUCUAUCUAAGUCUCUAAUUUGAAUUUUGGAAUUAUACAUUACUCUCUUUGAUUGUUUCGAAUGAUGAUGAUGAUGACUUGAGAGCGAGUCUUAGGGUUUGUUUCUGAAAUGUUUGAUUGUUAAUGUAAUUGGGAAUUGGUGUUAGAUUCUAUUCCCCAGAAUAUGGUAAAUCUCUUUAUCUUUUUACGGUUUCUGAUAAUUUAAUUGAGUUGGAUUAAGCUGUGUUAUUGAAAAGAUGGUUCCUUUUUUA
Capsella rubella is the source of this 795-nucleotide messenger RNA. RefSeq names its product probable calcium-binding protein CML14. Bases 97 to 543 code for a protein of 148 amino acids. Gene Ontology annotation, molecular function: calcium ion binding. Gene Ontology annotation, cellular component: myosin II complex. The transcript has a single exon. NCBI's taxonomy places the organism in Eukaryota, Viridiplantae, Streptophyta, Magnoliopsida, Brassicales, Brassicaceae. The record is from RefSeq and is a predicted model, not a curated record.